Molecule: messenger RNA, 990 nt
Organism: Insectozyma verbasci
Lineage: Eukaryota; Fungi; Ascomycota; Pichiomycetes; Serinales; Debaryomycetaceae
Source: the annotation of a GenBank genome assembly
AUGCCAAUAAAGAAGAAAUCAAGUAUACUACUGCAUAAGACAAAAUCUAUAACUGGUAAAUCAAAUUCGGUUCCAAAAUCUUUAAAACCUCAACAAACUAGACAGAUUAUACGACGAUUCCAUGUUUUGCAGAAGAAUAAAUACUCAAUUUUAACUAAACUACGAAAGAUAUACCCUGAGAUUAAUAUUGACAAUUAUAAGGAGCUAAUACAUGGUAAAAUUUAUCAAAAUUCAUUCAAUAUUUUCCAAAUUCCAGCAAAAUACUCGGACAAUAAAAUAUAUAAGAUUGAUGAAACUUUAUCGAUAACUCAAUUGAUUGAAAUUUUAGCAAAAAUUGAUUCCGAAAUAGAACAAAGAGGAGGUAUUGAGACUUACCAGUCGGCAUCAACUCAAGGUCAAACUAAUAAACGAGGUGGUGACUCUUCAAAGAAAUUAAUUGAAUGGUUAAGAGAUGAAAAAUAUGAAGACAAGCUAAAUAAUUUAACAGCAUUAGAAAUUGGUUGUUUAAGUCCAAGUAAUGCAAUUACAACUUGCGGAAUAUUCAAAGAAAUAACAAGAAUUGAUUUAAACUCUCAAGAUCCAUUAAUAAUAGAACAAGAUUUUAUGAAACGACCUUUACCAACCGCUCCAAAUGAAAAAUAUAAUCUAAUUUCAUGUUCAUUAGUGGUCAAUUUUGUUCCAUUACCUAAAGAACGAGGUGAAAUGUUGAUAAGAAUAACAAAGUUUUUGAAAAAGGCGACUAAAGAUUCAUUAAGUUGUUUGUUUUUUGUGUUACCCUUGCCGUGUAUUACAAAUUCAAGAUAUUUUGAUAAUGAUAAAUUACUAGAAAUUAUGAAAAGUUUAGGUUUCACCCAAUCAUUUUCCUAUGAAGCUAAUAAAGUAGCAUAUUGGCUAUUUGAUUGGAAUGGUAAAAUUACAAAUAAGAAAUUCAACAAAAAGGAAUUACAUUCAGGGUCUUCAAGAAACAAUUUUUGUAUAACUAUACAUUAA